CUACUCUCCUUCCUCUGCCUUACAAGAGCGUGGCAGUUAUGGGAAGCAGGAGCAUGUUUCUACAUGUGAAAGGUCCCUCUGAUGAAUGGUUGCCCGAGUAGGGGGGAAAUUACAGGACAGAGCAUUCUUCAGUCGCUAGGGAUUGAACAGACCACUGUUUGUGUCAGUAUGAAUGGUCCCUUAAGUCCCAGGCGGGAACCAGGACCUGACCUCUCCUGUCUGCAGCUGUACAACGAGUGGCUGGCAAGUAGGCAUAAGGCCAGUCUGCUGCCCAUGAAAGAAGAUCUAGCUAUUUGGCUGAACAGAAUCCUUGGUUUGGAUAUAACAGCAGAUAAUUUAAUGGACAGGCUGGACACUGGGGUGGUCCUAUGUCAACUUGCAGAGGAGCUUCAGGAGAAGAUGAUUUUGGCUGAUAAUGGCAAGCCUUUUAUUCGCCGUGUAAUUCGCUGGCGGGCUGAUGCAACCUCUGGGUCAUUCUUUGCCCGGGACAACACAGCUAACUUUCUAUACUGGUGUUGUAAAAUUGGUGUGGCACAGUCACAUCUCUUUGAAUCUGAAGACCUAGUUCUUCAGAAGCAUCCCAGGGAUGUGUGCUUGUGUCUCAUGCAGCUAGGUAGAAUUGUUUCAAGGUAUGGAAUUGAGCCUCCAGCGCUGGUCAAGCUUGAAAGAGAAAUUGAGAAAGAAGAAGAUGAGUCUUUGUCACCAUCCUUGUUUUUUGCCUCACCUUUACCCUCUCCCUCCACUCCGCCUCUCUUCCUUCCUCCUGAUCCAGACCCCCCUCCAAUCUUAACACAAUCUCCUCCCCCACUUACAUCCAUUUCUCCUGCCACCCCAUCUGCCUCGCCAAUUCCAUCCCCUUCUUUAGACCCCUAUCCCUCUCCUCCUCUGGUCCCUACUCCUCCCCCAGAGUUAAUUUCCCUGUCUCCCACCUUCUCUGACUCAAACACCCAGUCAGAACCCCAGCCCGCUUCACCCUCCACACCAUCACCCAUCAGCACACCCUUAAAAUCCCCACCACCCACACCCACAAACUGCCUCACGAAGACCAGUAGGAAAAAGAGCACUGGUAGCCUGUUGGAUCAGAUUGUGGGGCAGAUAUCAGAGGACCCACCAUGCAAAUGUCCAGUCAAAUUCAGCAUUGAGAAGCAGCCAAAAGGCCAUUAUCGUGUUGGAGACAAAGUCCUCUAUGUCAGGAUGUUAAAUGAUAAGCAUGCCAUGGUGCGAGUUGGUGGUGGAUGGGAAACCUUUGGUACGUACUUGUUAAAGCAUGACCCGUGCAGGAUGACUGUGAUCACCCGGCCUGGAACCAAAAGCUGCAAGUCUAAUGGAAAGUCCCCGGUCAAGAGAGAGCUGUCACGGGACAAUUAUCUGGUCGUAGGUACUCACUCCCACUUUAAGAAGUAAAUCUUUAAGUUCUGAUAAGCAAGAGUAACUCAGUAACUGUGUUUCUGUUAAAUCAAGAGUAGACAGAACCAAUUUUUGUUUUUUUCUGGGAGUGAAGCUGCCCUGGUGGCUUUUUAAUCUUUUAAUUCAUUUUUCCUUUAGUGUUUUUGGUAGAGAGCAGGGAGGAAAAGGAAUAUUGACAUAUGUUCAGCAGAUUGUUCUUAAUGAUUAUGGAUAUUUUAAUAAAAAUCUCUCCUUUUAUUUACAAAAAUUAAGAAUAUUUCCACCUCUCUGUCUCUUUUUCUUAUGUGAAAUGAUAAAAGCAGGAUCUCUAAUAUCGAAUAAUUUACUGGGAAGAUUAAUUUCUUUUAUCUCUUUUUAUUUUAUUGUAACAUUUAACUCUGAUUUGUGGAUGCCAGGUGCUGGCUGUCUGAAUUUACAGAGACACAAAUGUCAGGUCUUUGAGAAUCUAUUCUACUAUAAAUGGAGUUUGAAUAUGUUCCACAAUCCUCCUCUAGGUGACACCCUGUAUCAAAUUAUGAACAUAAUAUAUUGUGUAUAUAUAUAAUUAAAAAAACCUGCCUACUCCAUAUUCUCCCCUUCAUGUGCCAGUUUCUCAGUGUUUUGUAAAGACACCAGUAAAUAAUUGCUUUAUGGACCUCACUUUGUGUACAGGGGCAUUGUAAUGCUUGAAUAGAAAACAGCCUUCCCCAAACCAUUGCCACAAAGUUUGAAGCUCAUGAUUCUCUAGAAUGUCAUUGUAUGUUGUAGGAUUAAGAUGUGUCUUCAAUGGAAUUAUUGCAAUAGUCAAACUUGGAAGUGGGUGUACACAUACUUUUGGCCAUCUAGUGUAGCUGGCAUGUACUUCACAUAGCAAGCCACAUUCAAACCAGGUGGCCCUAUUCAAAAUAUUUUGAUCUUAUUAGUUACAAGUUCAGUGACCUGUAAGAGAAACCC
Myxocyprinus asiaticus (Chinese sucker) is the source of this 2340-nucleotide messenger RNA. RefSeq names its product growth arrest-specific 2b (gene gas2b). NCBI's taxonomy places the organism in Eukaryota, Metazoa, Chordata, Actinopteri, Cypriniformes, Catostomidae. The transcript has 8 exons. The coding region runs from base 82 to 1404 and encodes 440 amino acids. Gene Ontology annotation, molecular function: actin filament binding; cytoskeletal adaptor activity; microtubule binding. The record is from RefSeq and is a predicted model, not a curated record. Gene Ontology annotation, cellular component: actin filament. Gene Ontology annotation, biological process: actin crosslink formation.